AUGGCAGGUGUAUCCUUUGUGAUAUUUUGUAUUUUUAUAUGGCUACGGCCCAUCUUUGAUGUUCGUCAAAAAGACUCACAAUUUAUGACACUCACCGUGAAUAAAUUUCUAAACGAGAUGGAAAAGGAGAAGGUUAUGAGGGUUACUGAAGAGCACCUAAGAAUUGCAACUGAUAACUAUUCUUACUUGAUGGGUUCAGGAGGUUUUGAAAAAGUCUAUAAGGGAAUUUUUAGUGAUGGAACCAUUGUAGCCGUCAAGGUUCUGCAUGCGAAUUCUAAAGACAGAAUUCAGGAGCAGAUUAUGGCUGAAGUGGGAACAAUAGGAAAAGUUCAUCAUUUCAAUCUGGUUCGACUCUACGGUUUUUGUUUGGAAAAAAACUUCACAGCACUGGUUUAUGAGUACAUGGUGAAUGGUUCUCUUGACAAGUUUUUGUUUAAUCCAGAAAAUGCCAUAGCUUUUGAAAAGCUUUAUGAUAUUGCAAUUGGGACAGCCAAAGGCAUUUCUUACUUGCAUGAAGAGUGUCAACAAAGAAUUAUCCACUACGACAUCAAACCCGGAAAUAUUCUCUUGGAUAGAAACUUCAAUGCUAAAGUUGCAGAUUUUGGCUUAGCCAAACUAUGCAACAGAGAAAAUACUCACAUUACCUUGACUAAGGGUAGAGGCACUCCUGGUUAUGCUGCACCUGAGCUUUGGUUGCCAAAUUUUCCAGUAACUCAAAAGUGUGAUGUUUACAGCUUCGGGAUGCUGUUGUUUGAAAUCCUUGGAAGGAGAAGAAACUUUGAGAUAGACCUUGCUGAAAGCCAGGAGUGGUUUCCAAUGUGGAUUUGGAAAAAAUUUGAGGCCGAAGAAGCAGAAGAAUUGAUGGUAGCAUGUGGGAUAGAUGAUCAAAAUAAAGAAACUGCAGAAAGAAUGGUGAAGGUAGCUCUGUCAUGUGUUCAGUAUAAGCACGAAUCAAGACCUGUAAGGAGUGUUGUGGUGAAAAUGUUAGAAGGUUCAGUUGAAAUUCCGAAACCUCAAAACCCUUUUCCGCACCUUAUUCAUGAGAUUCUUCCACUGCCAGAAUCAUCUGGCAACACUUAUACAAGUACUGUUCAAGGCUCUUCAGGGAUGGUAACAGAAUCCAGCCAUGAACCUUCUUCUCUUGUUGUGACUAAGUUCGAGAUUGAAUCAGCCUCUACCUAAAUCUUAAUUCGAUGACACAAAAGAUCAAUCCGUAGAAGUUGUUGGUCAUGUGGAAAAUUUGUUAGCUUUGACUAAGUCCCGAAUUAUUUUGUUUCUCUUUUUCUUUUUCCAUUCUGUUACCCACACUAGGAAUGCUUUGUGAAUGAUUACAAAGCAUUCAUAUUUUUCUGUAACUCCAAAUAAUUUUACUUUUUUCUUCGUGAGUUAACAUCUUGCAUCAAAGCUAGGUGGGGUAGUAGACUUCAGUCUU
Molecule: messenger RNA, 1432 nt
Organism: Vigna unguiculata (cowpea)
Lineage: Eukaryota; Viridiplantae; Streptophyta; Magnoliopsida; Fabales; Fabaceae
Product: G-type lectin S-receptor-like serine/threonine-protein kinase At1g34300
Biological process (GO): protein phosphorylation
Molecular function (GO): protein kinase activity; ATP binding
Source: RefSeq, a predicted model, not a curated record